Macaca mulatta (Rhesus monkey) is the source of this 921-nucleotide messenger RNA. Lineage: Eukaryota; Metazoa; Chordata; Mammalia; Primates; Cercopithecidae. The record is from RefSeq and is a predicted model, not a curated record.
AUGAAUCUGAGGAGGAUAUGCCAUUGAUAGCCCUACUCUCACACGAUUCUUCACCUUGCACUUUAUCCUACCCUUCAUCAUCAUCGCCCUCACAGCCGUACACUUACUAUUCCUACACGAAACAGGAUCAAACAACCCUUGCGGAAUUUCCUCCGACUCGGACAAAAUCGCCUUCCACCCCUACUACACAAUCAAAGACAUCCUAGGUCUAAUUCUCCUCCUCUUUAUCCUAGCAACACUAACACUACUCUCACCCAACCUCCUAAACGACCCAGACAACUACACUCCAGCCGACCCACUAAACACUCCCCCACAUAUCAAACCAGAAUGAUACUUCCUAUUUGCAUACACAAUCCUACGAUCUAUCCCCAACAAACUGGGAGGCGUACUAGCACUAUUCCUAUCAAUCCUCAUCUUAGCAGCCAUCCCCAUACUUCACAAAUCCAAACAACAAAGUAUAAUAUUCCGCCCACUCAGCCAAUUCCUAUUCUGACUCCUAAUCACAAUCCUACUGACCCUUACCUGAAUUGGAAGCCAACCGGUAACCCAACCCCUCAUCACUAUCGGCCAAGUAGCAUCCAUAAUAUACUUCAUUACAAUUCUAAUCCUAAUACCACUGGCUUCCCUAAUUGAAAACAACCUACUCAAAUGAACUUGCCCUCGUAGUAUAAACUAAUACACUGGCCUUGUAAACCAGAAAUGAACACCCUUCCUAGGGCAAUCAAAAAGAAAGCAUCUAGCUCCACCACCAACACCCAAAGCUGGUAUUCUAACUUAAACUACUUUCUGCAUUCUUAUGUUGUAUAAACUUCAUAAGAUAACCCUAAUAUCAACCUACUCACAAUAUUACUAUGUAAUUCGUGCAUUACUGCUAGCCAGCAUGUAUAAUAUAUAGUACUAUAUAUGCUUGACUGUACAUAA